This is a messenger RNA of Leptinotarsa decemlineata (Colorado potato beetle), 916 nucleotides long. Its product is annotated as tRNA (cytosine(72)-C(5))-methyltransferase NSUN6. The record is from RefSeq and is a predicted model, not a curated record. Gene Ontology annotation, molecular function: RNA methyltransferase activity; RNA binding. NCBI's taxonomy places the organism in Eukaryota, Metazoa, Arthropoda, Insecta, Coleoptera, Chrysomelidae. Gene Ontology annotation, biological process: RNA methylation.
ACGCUUAACCUAACCUAAAAAAUUGCAUGAAAGUGUAAUGAUUUUAAAGCUUUGUUUGUGUUCCGUAAUAACAUUUUAGUGAACAGUGUCUCGUCAAAUAAUACCAUGCCUUAUCCAGAAUCUCCUUUUCAAGAAAUAUUCGAAUCAGAGUUGAUUACUCAUUCAUCUGAAAAGAAAUGUGGAAUGACGAUUUCAAAUGAAGAGUUACAGAAAAUUUUGAAAUGGUUGUGCUCUUUUCCAAAAAUCAGUUCGUACAGGGUGAAUACUUUGAAGUGCAUACCUAAAGAUGUUUUGGACUUGAUCAAUAAAUAUUGUGAAGAGGAACUGGACAAACAACCCAAAGUGGAAAUUCAUCCUUCACUUUCAAACGUUAUUAUUAUUAUUCAUAGUGACCCUAACGAAAGUAUCAUCGAGAAACACGAGAACGAAGUCAUCAUUGAUACUGAUUGUGCUUCUGCUGUAUUAAGAGGGGCUCACAUAUAUGCACCAGGAGUAAUAGGAAUGCUGUCAGGUUCACAAUUGAAUGAUAAGGUCAGUAUAUAUGCCGACACAUUGAAAAAAUGCAAAAAAGGACUUCAGAAAAAGUUUGAGGAACAAAAGAUUUUCAUCGGAAAUGGAAUUGUGAAGAUGCGGAGGCAUCAAUUGUUCGGAGAAAAUGUUAUACCAACUGGCAUAGCUGUUCAGGUAACAGAGACGAUAUCCGGAUGCCCUCCUUUGAAAGACGAUUUUAUCCCUUCGGGUUGGGCGCUACUCCAAAAUUUACCGUCUGUGUUAUGUGUGCUUGCACUCAAUCCAAAACCGAAUGAAAUAGUUAUAGACAUGUGCGCUUCACCAGGCAACAAAACUACUCACAUUGCGGAGCUCAUGCAAAAUACGGUAAUGUAUUUGAACGAAAUCAUAUUGAAAUAUUAUUGAA